Durio zibethinus is the source of this 1605-nucleotide messenger RNA. NCBI's taxonomy places the organism in Eukaryota, Viridiplantae, Streptophyta, Magnoliopsida, Malvales, Malvaceae. The record is from RefSeq and is a predicted model, not a curated record.
UCAUUUUCUUUUUCAAAACCAAAAGCUUUCACUCUCCUACUCUCCCUUGGCUUGCUCAAGCUCAACAAAAACAAGUUUCAACAGUUCAACCUUUGGUUACAUAAUCAACUUUCAUUCAGGCCAAGUUCCAUGGUUGUUGCUUCUUGCUCUUCACUAUUCAGGUUGUUUCAAUCCCUUUGGCUGCUUCUGAUCGUGUUCCUUAGGGGAAAGCUUUUGCUUCUUGAUAACCAAAUUUUCCCCGUCUAGCAUAUUCGGAAGCGGUAGUGUUAUGAAUUAGCACUUCCAAGUUUCAGACAAGAAAUCCCUCUCAAUUUCCUGUAAAAUCUUACCGUGAGAACUGUAAAAAGAAGAAAAAAAUGGAGCCAAGAUGGAACGGGGAGCAGGGGACACUGAUCAGUGAGCUGAUUCAAGGAAUGGAAUUAGCAAACCAGUUAAGGAUGCAUUUGGGUGCAGCAUGUUCUGUUGAAUCCAGGGAUUUGUUAGUACAGGAGAUUUUGUCUUCCUAUGAGAGAGCUCUUCUGAUUUUGAAAUUGAGUGGGCCAAUAGGACAGCCUCAACAGAAUGUGGGAACAACAUCUGGCGUCCCUGAGUCUCCACUAUCCAUCAACGGCAGCCCGCGGAGUGAUGAUUUAGAUAACCAGGAUGUCCGAGAUGUGUCAAAGAAGAGAAAGAUGUUGCCUAGAUGGACGAAUCAGGUGAGAGUUAGUUCUGAAAGCCUGCUGGAGGGACAUCAGGAUGAUGGCUUCAACUGGAGAAAAUAUGGGCAAAAAGAUAUCCUCGGAGCCAAAUAUCCUAGAAGCUAUUACAGAUGCACCUACCGUAACACUAAGAACUGCUUGGCUACAAAGCAAGUCCAGAGAUCAGAUGAAGAUCCCUCCAUCUUUGAGGUUACUUACAGAGGAACUCACACAUGUGCCCAUGGCAACCAGGCAGUUCCACCACCAGCAUCACCCGAAAAACAAGAACAUAAACCAUACAACCUUGAUAAUAACAACCAACAUUUUCAAUCACAAGAUAUCCUCUUAACUAUUCGAAAAGGCCUAAUGGUCAAUACUGAGGGCUUAGACAAUAAAGAGAUGGCACCAUCCUUCUCUUUUCCUUCAGCAUCAUUUGGGUGCCUUAAGAGCCAAAACUAUUGUUUUUCACCUUCAGGAGUGCUUGAGAACAACGAUAUAUUAGGCAGCUUCUCUUCCCCUUUCAUGUCUUCUGCUACACCUGAAUUUAACUACUUUUCAGCUUCUCAUUCUCAGAUGAACAACUUCGGAGGGAUUCUUAAUACACAACAUUCUGAAUCUGAUCCCACGGAGUUGAUUUCAGCCAAAACUUCAGCCACCAAUUCUCCAAUUAUGGACUUGGAUUUCUCACUUGAUCAAGUAGAGUUGGAUCCAAAUUUCCCUUUCGACACCCCGGGAUUUUUCUCCUAAUUCUUUUUCACAAUCCAAAUAAGAGUAAUGCUAGAUGUUAAAUUCCCGUUCCACUUAGCGGAUUAGCUGGUUGAAUCUGUUCAUCCUAGCUUUGUGUUACGCCAAGAGCUUUUGUAGAAUAGAUAAGUCUCUUUCAAUUUAAUGUUGGUUGCAAUAAAUAUCCUUGGAUAACAAGUUUUGA